This is a messenger RNA of Linum trigynum, 1076 nucleotides long. NCBI's taxonomy places the organism in Eukaryota, Viridiplantae, Streptophyta, Magnoliopsida, Malpighiales, Linaceae. The record is from the annotation of a GenBank genome assembly.
UCUUCACUACUACUACUACUACAACAACAACAACAACAAGCUACUAAAUUCUCCUCAUCCAAAAUCUCCUUCUUGUCCUUCCCCUCCCAAAAAAAUGGCCACCAACAACAACCAAUCCCAACCGUCGCCCAUACUCUCCGUCAAGAUAGAGGAGAGGAGGGAGGAGGAGGAGGAGCAGUUCGAUUACGCCAAGAGGGCUCAGUGGCUCCGAGCGGCGGUGCUGGGAGCCAACGACGGGCUGGUCUCCACGGCCUCCCUCAUGAUGGGCGUGGGGGCCGUGAGGCAGGACGUGAAGGCCAUGAUCCUGACCGGGUUCGCGGGCCUCGUGGCUGGGGCCUGCAGCAUGGCCAUCGGCGAGUUCGUCUCGGUAUACUCUCAGUACGACAUCGAGGUGGCCCAGAUGAAGCGGGACCAGGAGAGAGGCGGCGGAGGGGCUGAGGGAGAGGGAGAGGAGGGGCUGCCGAACCCCAUGCAGGCCGCGGCGGCGUCGGGGCUGGCGUUCUCGGUGGGGGCGAUGGUGCCGUUGCUGGCGGCUGCUUUCAUCAAGGAGUAUAAGGUGAGGGUCGGAGUGAUGUUUGGCGCGGUGAGCUUGGCGUUGGUGGUGUUCGGUUGGAUUGGAGCCGUGCUGGGGAAAGCGCCUGUUGUUAAGUCGUCGAUGAGGGUUUUGGUUGGCGGGUGGGUGGCCAUGGCGCUCACUUUUGCUUUGACUAAAUCGGUUGACUCCAACCACAUGGAUUGGGUUUGAAUCAAUAAUCCGUUUUCGAAUCUUUGAUUUCUCUCUCUGUUGUGGUUUAUGUUUUUGAUUAUGUUGCGUUUCGAUGUGUGUGUUUUUAGGUGAUUUACUUCUGUUUUGUGACCUCCGUACUUACUUUAAGAAUUUCGAGGUUCAAAGUUAAUGGCGUCUGUUGAAUAGAUUAUGUGUGUUUAUCAUUAAUGUGCUAAUGUAACUCUUCCCUGCUUCUUUGUUGAUUUUCUUUGAGAUGAGCAAAAUCGGUAGGGAGUAUUUUGCUCUGUCGGAAGUUUAAGGACAGGAGUGAUUUUGUGUUUACAUACAUCAAUAAUAAUGACCUCGUUCA